AUGCAGGGUCAGAAUAUGAAGAUGAAGAGAAGCAUUGCAAAGGAACAACAGCGAGCUUUCAAGAUGUGGCAGCGCCGCGGAGGAAACGCUCGCCAAGGACAGCGUGGACCUGGUGGACGUUACCCUGGUGAGAGACCAAAGGAUCGUCUUCCAUCUGUGCAAGUGCGUCCAGACUGGCAUGUCAUUGAAGAAAUGGACUUUCCGCGUCUACUCAAACUCAACUUGCCUGGUGUUGGAAGCGGUGAAGACAUCGAAAAGCAUCAGUAUGGAACUCUCCACUUCUACGACAAGCGCUGCGGAGGCAACUUCUACAAUGUAACAACCACGGAAGACCCUGUGAUUGAAGAAUUAGCCCAGCAAGGAAUUGGUAAUGUCUUUGCCACUGACAUAAUAUUGGCAACUUUGAUGACUGCUCCACGAUCGGUGUACUCGUGGGAUAUUGUUGCACAUCGAGUGGGAGACAAGCUGUUUUUGGAUAAGAGAGAUACUGGUGGUAUCUCUAACCCAGUAGAUGCUCUGACAGUUUCGGAAACGAGCGGUGAUCCACCAUCUUUUGAAGGCCAAAGUAUAAAUAAUGCUAAGGAUCUUGCCACGGAAGCACUGUUCAUUAACCAGAACUUCCGCCGCCAGGUGCUGAAACGGUCCGAAAAACCAUAUGUCAUGGCUCAUCCACGAGCUCCGUUCGAGGAAGAAGAUGGAGAAUCCGGAUGUGGAUAUCGGUAUCGAAAGUGGACCUUAGGGAAAAAUGCGAACGGCAAGCCGAUAGAAGUUGUUUGUCGUACAGAGCAUGAUGGCGUUAUGAUGAAGAGAGGUAAUUUUUUUGCUUCGUGUCAACAUUAUGAUAGUGUACAAUGAAA
Cylicostephanus goldi is the source of this 857-nucleotide messenger RNA. The record is from the annotation of a GenBank genome assembly. NCBI's taxonomy places the organism in Eukaryota, Metazoa, Nematoda, Chromadorea, Rhabditida, Strongylidae.